Molecule: messenger RNA, 1284 nt
Organism: Colletotrichum godetiae
Lineage: Eukaryota; Fungi; Ascomycota; Sordariomycetes; Glomerellales; Glomerellaceae
Product: 2OG-Fe(II) oxygenase
Exons: 3
Coding region: 176-1195 (339 amino acids)
Molecular function (GO): 2-oxoglutarate-dependent dioxygenase activity
Source: RefSeq, a predicted model, not a curated record
AGUCGCUCGGAACCUGUACCGCACGGAUUUUAGUAACGAACCUUAUCGUGACUUCUUACUCGAGAUUACACCUCACGCUGAUACAUGUGAUGCUCCCAAGCUUCAACUGACACGUCCACCUCUGAAUCUCUCAUCCAUCAUCUCUCAACUUAGUGAAAGGCAACCGCACCUCAUCAUGGCAGCUACAGCAGUAGACAAGGAGGGUCUCUUCAUCCCCCUCAUCGACUUCUCAGCCUUCCUCAACGGCGACGCCGCCAAGCGCAAGGAAACAGCAAAACAAGUCCUCGACGGCUUCCAAAACGCAGGCUUCAUCUACCUCCAAAACGUCCCCAUCAGCCAAGACCUCCGCGCCGCCACCUUUGCCAAAUCAGCAGACUUCUUCGCCCAGGACGAAGCCGUCAAGCAAGGCCUCGGCUGGACAACCCCGCAGGCCAACCGCGGCUACUCGGCCCCCGGCCGCGAAAAGGUCAGCAACCUCACCACCAACGAGGAAAUCGAAAAGGUGCGCGCGGGGAACCCGGACCUCAAGGAGAGCUUUGAGAUUGGCCGCGACGGCGAGCCGGACCACCCGAACCAGUGGCCCGUCGAGCGGGAUGGCGAGCGCGUUGCGGGGUUCAAGACGCAGAUGCUCGAGUUCUUUGGGCAGUGUAAGGCGCUGCACGUCGAGGUGAUGCGCGCCAUUGCGGUGGGUAUGGGGUUGGAGGAUGAGCGGUUCUUUGAUGGGUAUACCGACGUUGGGGAUAAUACGCUGCGUCUACUGCAUUACCCUUCCGUCGACCCCAACGUCUUCAAGGUGAACCCAGGUCAGGUGCGUGCUGGAGAGCACAGUGAUUACGGGUCUAUUACGCUGUUGUUCCAGGACGAUCGCGGUGGCCUGCAGGUGAGGAGCCCUAAUGGUCGGUUCGUGGACGCCACGCCGAUUCCUGGGACGGUUGUCGUGAAUGCUGGAGAUUUACUUGCGCGGUGGAGUAAUGAUACUAUCAAGAGCACGAUUCACCGCGUCGUGGAGCCGCCGCGGAAGCCGGAGGACGGGACGGAAUAUCCUCCUCGGUACAGCAUUGCGUACUUUUGCAACCCCAACUUUAAGAGUCAUAUCGAGGCUAUCCCGGGGACGUACGCAACGGAGGCGGAGAAGAAAUACGAUGGUAUCAACAGCGGGCAGUAUCUCGUGCAGAGGCUGACGGCUACGUAUUAGUAUGGUAGAGGACAGCAUACCUAAACUGUGGUCAAUAUUUAGAAGCGAGCUGAACUAAAUUACUCAACAUUUCUAGCAUCACGUUCCUU